AUGUCGCCAAGUACCACCACCCCGACAAUGACAAUCACCCCGCGCCCCGAAGAGCUCAUCACGGCCGACGCGAGCCUCAAGGACACGCUCCCGCGCGACUUCUGGUUCGCGGCCGCGACCGCCGCGUACCAGAUCGAGGGCGGCUGGGACGAGGACGGCAAGGGCGCGUCCAACUGGGACGUGCUGAUGAACGAUGACCCCCGCUUCGGGGAGAGCGGCGACGGCAAGAUCGCGUGCGACUCGUACCACCAGUGGCGGGAGGACAUUGCCCUGCUCAAGAAGUACGGCAUGAACUCCUACCGCUUCAGCCUGGCGUGGAGCCGUAUCAUUCCUGAUGGAGGGGCGGAGGACCCCGUCAACGAGAAGGGUGUCGAGUACUACGACAACUUGAUCAACGGCCUCCUCGACCAAGACAUCACCCCCUUCGCGACCAUCUUCCACUGGGACCACCCGUACACCCUCGAGCAGCGGUACAACGGCUUCGAGUCCGUCGACGACAUUGUGCGCGACUUUGUCAACUACGCCCGCGUGUGCUUUGAGCGCUUUGGCGACCGCGUCAAGCACUGGAUCACGAUCAACGAGCCGCUCGUGUACACGCUCUUCAACGCGACGUACAUGAAGGAGGGGCGCUGGACCGACAAGGAGCACGCCGCGUUCGUGCGUGGCCUGGUGCUGUGCCAUGCGUACACUGUCGAGCUUUACGACCGCGAGUUUAGGGCCAAGCAGGGCGGCGAGAUUGGCAUUACGCUGAACAUUGACAUCUGCGUGCCCAUCGACGACGCCGACCCUGCCGCCCGCGCCGCGGCGCACGCGUCCGUCGACCACAUGCUGGGCAUGUACGCGGACCCGAUCUACCUCGGCUUCUUCCCGCGCACCGCGAUCGACCGGUUCGGCGAGGAGCACCUGAGCUUCACGGACGCGCAGUGGGCGGUGGUGAACGCCGCGGCGGGCAAGGUCGACUUCUUCGGGAUCAACCACUACUCCACGAGCUAUGCCACCGGCAAGUGGUUCGACUACGAGACGGCGGACAAGUGGAAGCGGACGCGCGGGCUGCAGGAGCGCGUCAAGGAGCGUAACGGGCAGGUCAUCGGCAACAAGGGCCAGGACGGCCACCCGUACGACGUGCCCUGGGGCUUCCGCCGCCUCCUGCGCCACAUCCAUAACCGCUACACGCGCAAGCUCGGCAUCCCCAUCAUCGUGACGGAGAACGGCUUCGCAGUGGACCAGGAGUACAAGAUGACGACCGAGGAGGCAUGCCACGUCGGCGACAUCCAGCGCCAGCAGUUCUACGCGGGGUAUAUCCGCGAGCUGGCGCUCGCUGUGCGCGACGACAAGAUCCCGAUCACGGGAUACAUGUGCUGGAGCUUGCUUGACAACAUCGAGUGGACGACGGGCCAUAUCCCCCGCUUCGGCCUCACCGCCAUCGACUUCUCCUCGCCCAAGCGUACCCGCACCCCCAAAGACUCGCCGUUCAUGCUUCGCCGCGUGUUCGACCACCUCGUCUCGCGCGAGGUCAAGAAGGUCGAGUAG
Messenger RNA from Vanrija pseudolonga, 1530 nucleotides. Its product is annotated as Beta-glucosidase 1B. The record is from RefSeq and is a predicted model, not a curated record. The coding region runs from base 1 to 1530 and encodes 509 amino acids. Gene Ontology annotation, molecular function: beta-glucosidase activity. The transcript has 4 exons. Gene Ontology annotation, biological process: carbohydrate metabolic process. NCBI's taxonomy places the organism in Eukaryota, Fungi, Basidiomycota, Tremellomycetes, Trichosporonales, Trichosporonaceae.